This is a messenger RNA of Prunus mume (Japanese apricot), 2107 nucleotides long. Its product is annotated as protease Do-like 10, mitochondrial. NCBI's taxonomy places the organism in Eukaryota, Viridiplantae, Streptophyta, Magnoliopsida, Rosales, Rosaceae. The record is from RefSeq and is a predicted model, not a curated record. Gene Ontology annotation, molecular function: serine-type endopeptidase activity; protein binding. Gene Ontology annotation, biological process: proteolysis.
UUUCUUUCUGGCCUUCCUCUUCUUUCUUGUUUCAGACAUUAGACCGACUGCCAAGAGGAACGAGGACAAAAACAAAGAGAUGCUGGGAACUUCCGUCCGUGCACUCCGCAGGCUUUGCUCUUCAUCUUCUGUUUCCUCUAUUAACUUAAUAAAAGAUUAUACUAGUAAGGUAACGGCAACGGCAAGAGGGACUAGUAUCUGUACUUGUACCAUAGGCGCAGCUAAGGUUGAAGAUGUUGCUGCUUCUUCUUCUUCUUGUUCCUUCGAGCCACUUAACUCUGAAGCUUACAAUGAGAAUGGGCCGUGCCCAUGCCCUUCAGUAGCUGCAGUGCACGUGCAUCUCCUCGGGAACAACAACAAACUUAGACGACGGCGUUUAGGUGAUCGGAGGAACAAUAAGAGGAGCACGACGGAUAAGGAUGCAAUAGAGCUGGCGUUGGACUCAGUGGUGAAGAUCUUCACUGUGUCGAGCAGCCCUAACUACUUCCUUCCUUGGCAGAACAAGUCCCAGCGAGAAUCCAUGGGCUCCGGGUUUGUAAUCCCUGGGAAGAAAAUUCUGACAAAUGCUCAUGUAGUGGCUGAUCAUACCUUUGUACUUGUAAGAAAGCAUGGCUCUCCUGCGAAGUAUAGAGCGCAAGUUAAAGCUGUUGGUCAUGAAUGUGAUUUAGCCAUUUUAAGUGUUGAAAGUGAAGAGUUCUGGAAUGGUGUGAAUUCCCUCGAGUUAGGAGACAUUCCUUUUCUGCAAGAAGCUGUUGCUGUUGUUGGAUAUCCUCAAGGUGGUGACAACAUUUCUGUUACUAAAGGUGUUGUUUCUAGGGUCGAACCCACACAAUAUGUGCAUGGUGCAACCCAGCUUAUGGCAAUACAGAUUGAUGCAGCAAUAAAUCCAGGGAAUAGUGGUGGUCCAGCAAUUAUGGGCAAUAAAGUUGCUGGUGUAGCUUUUCAAAACCUUUCUGGUGCAGAAAAUAUUGGUUAUAUAAUUCCUGUUCCAGUAAUAAAGCAUUUUAUUGCUGGAGUGGAAGAAAGUGGAAAAUAUGUCGGAUUCUGCUCUCUGGGUUUGUCAUGCCAGCCCAUUGAAAAUGUUCAACUGAGGAACCACUUUCGGAUGCACCCUGAAAUGACUGGGGUAUUAGUGAGCAAAAUUAACCCUCUUUCAGAUUCCUAUAAAGUCUUGAAGAAAGAUGAUAUUAUCCUUGCUUUUGAUGGAGUGCCUAUAGCAAAUGAUGGAACAGUUCCUUUCCGAAACAGAGAGCGGAUAACAUUUGACCAUUUGGUUUCUAUGAAGAAACCCAACGAAACAGCGGUAGUUAGAGUUUUGAGGGACGGUGAAGAGUAUGAAUUCAAUAUCACCCUUCGACCUUUGCAGCCAUUAGUUCCAGUUCAUCAGUUCGAUAAACUCCCUAGUUAUUAUAUUUUUGCUGGUUUGGUCUUUGUUCCACUCACUCAGCCGUACCUUCAUGAGUAUGGAGAAGACUGGUAUAAUACUUCACCUCGACGAUUGUGUGAAAGUGCAUUAAGGGAACCCCCAAAAAGGGCUGGUGAACAGCUCAUCAUCCUUUCUCAGGUCCUGAUGGAUGAUAUCAAUGCAGGAUAUGAACGUCUUGCAGAGUUACAGGUUAAGAAGGUUAAUGGGAUAGAAGUUGAGAACUUGAAACAUUUAUGCCAACUUGUUGAAAACUGUAGCAAAGAGAGUGUGCGCUUUGAUUUGGAUGAUGAUAGGGUUAUUGUGUUGAACCAUAGUUUAGCAAAAGUUGCAACUUCAAAAAUUUUGAAGUGCCACCGAAUACCAUCUGCAAUGUCGAAUGAUCUUAUUGAUAAACAAAGCAACUUGCAAACUCAAUACCUUGCUCAAGAGUUGACUUGCUGAAAGUGUGACUUGCCUAAUACCUUUCUGACAAAUAGAAUGGCAUGAACAUUAAGCUGUAAUUCUCAAGCCGGAUCUUCCUCACAAUAACUUCUUAACAAGGAGAUUAAGAAGGUUGGAAGUGGGUUCAUUUUUUUGUAUUUUUGUAAUUCUCAAGCCUGAUAAUGUGCUGUUUGGCUUUCGUUUCAUUCAACAUACUAAAUAUGCAGAGUCUUAUUGUAUAAAUAAAUGCUCUUUAGGGUG